Molecule: messenger RNA, 3320 nt
Organism: Peromyscus californicus insignis
Lineage: Eukaryota; Metazoa; Chordata; Mammalia; Rodentia; Cricetidae
Gene: Hk1
Product: hexokinase 1
Exons: 18
Coding region: 114-2870 (918 amino acids)
Biological process (GO): glucose 6-phosphate metabolic process; intracellular glucose homeostasis; glycolytic process
Cellular component (GO): cytosol; mitochondrion
Molecular function (GO): ATP binding; fructokinase activity; mannokinase activity
Source: RefSeq, a predicted model, not a curated record
GAGCCAAAGUAGGAGGAGGAGUCGCAGAUCCGCCACCGGAGGACCACUGCUCACCAGGGCUACGGAGGAGCCACUGGCCCCACGCCUGCUUCCCCGCAUCCCCGACCGCCAGCAUGAUCGCUGCGCAGCUCCUGGCCUAUUACUUCACCGAGCUAAAGGAUGACCAAGUCAAAAAGAUUGAUAAGUAUCUGUAUGCCAUGCGGCUCUCAGAUGAAAUUCUGAUAGAUAUCCUGACACGCUUCAAGAAAGAAAUGAAGAAUGGCCUUUCCCGGGAUUAUAAUCCAACAGCCUCGGUCAAGAUGUUGCCGACCUUUGUAAGGUCCAUCCCUGAUGGUUCAGAGAAGGGGGAUUUCAUCGCCCUGGAUCUUGGCGGGUCUUCCUUUCGAAUCCUACGGGUGCAGGUGAAUCACGAGAGGAACCAGAAUGUCCACAUGGAGUCUGAGGCCUACGAAACCCCAGAGAAUAUCGUGCAUGGCAGUGGAAGCCAGCUCUUCGAUCAUGUCGCUGAGUGCCUGGGGGACUUCAUGGAGAAAAGGAAGAUCAAGGACAAGAAAUUACCUGUGGGAUUCACGUUUUCUUUCCCCUGCCGACAAUCCAAAAUAGACGAGGCUGUCCUGAUCACGUGGACAAAGAAGUUCAAAGCCAGUGGCGUGGAAGGAACAGAUGUGGUCAAGCUGCUGAAUAAAGCCAUUAAGAAGCGAGGGGACUAUGACGCCAACAUUGUGGCUGUGGUGAAUGACACAGUGGGGACCAUGAUGACCUGCGGCUACGAUGACCAACAGUGUGAAGUUGGCCUGAUCAUUGGCACUGGCUCCAACGCGUGCUACAUGGAGGAGCUGCGACACAUUGACCUGGUGGAGGGGGACGAGGGAAGGAUGUGCAUCAACACCGAGUGGGGGGCCUUCGGGGACGACGGGUCCCUGGAAGACAUCCGAACCGAGUUUGACAGAGAGCUGGACCGGGGAUCCCUCAACCCUGGGAAGCAGUUGUUCGAGAAGAUGGUCAGUGGCUUGUACAUGGGGGAGCUGGUCCGGCUGAUCCUGGUGAAGAUGGCCAAGGAAGGCCUCUUAUUUGAAGGGCGCAUCACUCCAGAACUGCUCACGAGGGGCAAGUUCAACACUAGUGACGUGUCAGCCAUUGAAAAGAAUAAGGAAGGCAUUCAAAAUGCCAAGGAAAUCUUAACCCGCUUGGGAGUGGAGCCGUCUGACGAUGACUGUGUUUCGGUCCAGCACGUAUGCACCAUCGUCUCCUUUCGUUCCGCCAACCUAGUGGCUGCCACACUCGGGGCCAUCUUGAACCGCCUGCGUGACAACAAGGGUACGGCCAGGCUUCGGACCACGGUCGGUGUGGAUGGUUCUCUCUACAAGACGCAUCCACAGUAUUCCCGGCGCUUCCACAAGACCCUGAGGCGCCUGGUGCCCGACUGCGAUGUGCGUUUCCUCCUCUCUGAGAGCGGCAGUGGCAAGGGGGCUGCCAUGGUGACCGCAGUGGCCUACCGCCUGGCCGAGCAGCACCGGCAGAUCGAGGAGACCCUGGCCCACUUCCGCCUCAGCAAGCAGACGCUGAUGGAGGUGAAGAAGAGGAUGCGGGCUGAGAUGGAAAUGGGGCUGAGGAAGGAGACGAACCCCAGGGCUACCGUCAAGAUGCUGCCUUCUUUUGUCCGGAGCAUCCCAGACGGGUCUGAGAAUGGCGACUUCUUGGCCUUGGAUCUUGGAGGAACAAAUUUCCGCGUCCUGCUGGUGAAGAUCCGUAGUGGGAAAAAGAGAACGGUGGAAAUGCAUAACAAGAUCUACUCCAUCCCCGUGGAAGUCAUGCAGGGCACUGGGGAAGAGCUCUUCGACCACAUCGUCUCCUGCAUCUCCGACUUCCUGGACUACAUGGGGAUCAAAGGCCCCCGGAUGCCUCUGGGCUUCACCUUCUCAUUCCCCUGCAACCAGACAAGCCUGGAUUGUGGAAUCUUGAUCACUUGGACGAAGGGUUUCAAGGCCACUGACUGCGUGGGCCAUGAUGUAGUCACUUUACUGAAGGAUGCAGUAAAAAGGAGAGAGGAAUUUGACCUGGAUGUGGUGGCUAUUGUCAACGACACUGUGGGCACCAUGAUGACCUGUGCAUAUGAGGAGCCCACUUGUGAAGUUGGACUCAUCGUAGGGACCGGCAGCAAUGCCUGCUACAUGGAGGAGAUGAGGAACAUCGAGCUGGUGGAGGGGAACCAGGGGCAGAUGUGCAUCAACAUGGAGUGGGGUGCCUUUGGCGACAAUGGGUGUCUGGAUGACAUCAGGACAGACUAUGACCGAGUGGUGGACGAAUAUUCCCUAAACUCCGGGAAACAAAGGUUUGAAAAGAUGAUCAGUGGGAUGUACCUGGGUGAGAUCGUCCGUAACAUCCUGAUCGACUUCACCAAGAAAGGCUUCCUCUUCCGGGGACAAAUCUCUGAGCCACUCAAGACGAGAGGCAUCUUUGAGACCAAGUUUCUCUCUCAGAUUGAGAGUGACCGGUUAGCGCUGCUCCAGGUCCGGGCCAUCCUUCAGCAACUGGGUCUGAACAGCACGUGUGACGACAGUAUCUUGGUCAAGACCGUGUGUGGGGUGGUGUCCAAGAGGGCCGCUCAGCUCUGUGGUGCUGGCAUGGCGGCCGUGGUGGAGAAGAUUAGAGAGAACAGAGGACUAGACCAUCUAAAUGUGACGGUGGGAGUGGACGGGACGCUCUACAAACUUCAUCCACACUUCUCCAGAGUCAUGCACCAAACCGUGAAGGAGCUGUCACCAAAGUGUACCGUGUCCUUCCUCCUGUCCGAAGACGGCAGCGGCAAAGGGGCCGCCCUUAUCACAGCUGUGGGCGUGCGGCUCAGAGGAGACACUAUGAACGCCUAAAAGAGCCAGGGUUCCUCCCAGCCCCCAGCCCGCCACCCCUUCCAGCACUCCCCUCUAGAACCGAUGACCCGCACUCCACCCAGCAAGCCUCGCUGGGAGAACCCAGCACCGGAGCCCACGACGACCAUGACGACGACGACGCAGCAGAGGGAGGAAGGGGGCCGCAGGAACAGAGCGUAACGUAAGACUACCAACACCGGAGUGCGUGCCGUUGAUGAUGUCUCGCCCGGACCCCCUCAACCCCCCACCCCGCCACUCUGCAUGAUUCAAGUUCGACCUGGCCCAUGCUUUUUUGCCCAUGCGGUGAACGUAGCGGCAACCAAGUCAACGGCAGACGUCCAGCCGGGAAAGAGUCUCCCUCUCUUGGACCCACCUUCUGGGCCUUCCAAGGCCCAUCCUUGGAGUCACCUCUUCCCCCUCCCCCCCGUGUGAAGUGUUUUAUCACCAGCA